Messenger RNA from Mandrillus leucophaeus (drill), 3043 nucleotides. RefSeq names its product chromosome unknown open reading frame, human C6orf132. The record is from RefSeq and is a predicted model, not a curated record. Lineage: Eukaryota; Metazoa; Chordata; Mammalia; Primates; Cercopithecidae. The transcript has 7 exons. The coding region runs from base 144 to 2696 and encodes 850 amino acids.
GUCGCCCGGUGCGCGGGCGGGGAGGACGGCGGGGGACAUGGCCUGGUAGAGUCCCCUGGGGAGACCGUGCGGAGUUCAGUCCGGGGCAGGGCAGGGCAAGGGAGGGAAGGUCCUUCCCUGGCGCCCGCGCGGGCUGCGGCAGCAUGAAAAAGAACCAGACCGUGCAGGGCACCUUCAGCAAACUCUUCGGGAAGAAGCACACCACCAGCCCCAGCACCUCCCUCUACGCCACCAACCCGCCCUGGAUCUUCACCCAGGAGGCCCCGGAGGAGGGGACCAGGGGCUUCGAUGGCAUCUAUUAUGGAGACAAUCGGUUUAACACAGUGAGCGAGUCAGGAACAGCCACGCUGAAAGCUCGGCCAAGAGUCCGGCCCCUGCUGACCUUCCUUCCGCUGACUGAAUUUUGCUCUUGUCACCCAGGCUGGAGUGGUGCAAUGGUGAAUGCCCAGGAAAACCAUGGGCUGGCUGUCCCCACCCCCUCAGUUCCAGAAGACUUCACAGACAAAGUGACAGCACCUCCACUUCCCCCAGCUGCACCUCCUUUGCCCUGUGCUCAGAAGGCAGCCCAUCCACCUGCUGGAUUUACAAAACCCCCUAAAUCCAGCUCUCCUGCUCUCAAACCCAAACCCAACCCCCCCAGCCCAGCGGACACAGCCUCUUCAGCGCCUGUGGACUGGAGGGACCCCAGCCAGAUGGAAAAGCUGCGGAACGAGCUGGCGGCCUAUCUCUGUGGCUCCAGGAGAGAGGACCGAUUCCUCAGUCACAGGCCAGGCCCAACAGUGGCCCCUCAGAGCAAGGAGGGCAAGAAGGGCCCCAGCAUGCUCGAGAAAGAGACUCCCCCGAGCCCGCCAGCAAAGGACACUCCCCCAGGUGUUCCUGAAAAGAGUCUUGGCGGCAGCAGCCUGACAGAGACAGAGGCUACCCCCAGCCUGGCCCUGCCCCCUGUGGACUACAUUCCCCAAGACUCUCCAACUCCCAGUGUGCGGCAGAUCCGGAAUGAGCUGGAGGCCCGGCUCUUGUCAUCAGCAGAGAAGGAGGCUAAGCCCAGCAUAGGAUCUCUACCCCCUAAGCCUCGGCUAGAAGGGGGAAGAAUUUUUGAAAAUGGGGCUGAUAAUGACAAACUCUCCAAGCCUGUGGCCAAGAAUCUGCCACCUCAAUCUACCACCCUGCUGCCAACCACACCACUCCAGCCCAAGGCCAUGUUGGGACCAGCCACACCACCCAAGGCCACAUCUGGGUCAGCCACACCACCCCAGGCCACACCUGGGCCAACCACACCACUCAAGGCCACAUCUGGGUCAGCCACACCACUCAAGGCCACGGCUGGGCCAGCCACACCACUCAAGGCCACAUCUGGCCUGGCCAUAUCAUCUACAGCCACAACUCUGCCCACCACCACAUCCCAACUGAUGGCAGAGAAAGACUCAGGGCCAGGUGGGCAGCCAGCAAAGCCAGCAUCUCAAGAAGUUUCCACUCCCUCCCAGCCAAGGGGAGAGGGGUCCCCCUCAGAGGCCACUAGGCUGCCCACACAGGGAGCCCACUCAUCUCCAGCCCUCCCACCAAAGACAUCUCCUGGUGGAGGAGAGGUGCCAUGUCUCUACAAGCCCCACUGCCACCAGAGCAGCCUCAGCCGUGAGGUUGCUGUGGUGAUGCCCACCCUGGCCAGAGGAGGGGCUGCAGGGCCAGGGGAGCCCGCAGAGGUGAAGGAGCCCCCAGGGCUGCCAGCCAAGCCCUCUGCCUCAGCCCAGCCCACUGAUGAACUCCUCAGGCACCCGGUGACUGGGGAGGUGGUGGAGCGGGGCUCACCGAUGGCCCUGCUCCUGGCGGCCAGGCAGAGGGCGCAGAAGGGGAGACCUGGAGGGGCUGCCCUGGGUCGGUCCUCUCUGCCAGGAAGUCUCCGUGACCACAGCCACCAAGCCGAGGUCAGCUCUGACAGCAUCUUCCACAGCCAAGGCAGGCCCAACUCCUUCACUGUGGUGCCCAAGUUACCCAAGGAAGCUGAGGACUCCCCGCUGACGACCGAAAUACCCAAUAAGUGGGGGACGCGGCCGGGAAGAGACGCAGAGGGCACAGAGCCGAGCCGCAGGCACAACUGGACAAAGCCGGAGCCCCAGGCCCCUGUGGCCUGGGAAAGAGCUGCUACCUCCAACCUCCCCCAGGGCCACCCGCUGCCCAAGUCCUUCUCCUCUCCACCUUCUCCUUCGUACAAGAGAGAGGAGGAGGAGGAGGAGUUCAACUUCGAGGUCAUCCCACCGCCGCCAGAGUUCAGCAAUGACCCUGAGCCCCCGGCCCCGGCCCUCCAGUAUCUGGGCCGCCGGAGCUCCCCUCCCCGGAACAACUACUCAGACUUGGGGCAGCCCCCGAACGCUGGCCCCGGGGGGCCCCCGGGCCCAGACCGGAAUGGGAGCCCUGUCUGUGAUGGUCUGCAGUCCCUCCCUGGGGUCGAUAAGCCCAGGGCUUGUGGGGGCAAAUACAGAAGUAUGAGCAGCAUCUUUUCCUCUCGGUCCCUGGGGGAGAUGGGAGGCGUGUUGGCUAACCAGCUGCAGAUAUUAACCUCACAUCUCUUGCUCUCCCCCAGGUCUCCCCACACCACCACCCGCUAUGGAAGCCCCAUCAACACGUUCACCGUGAGGCCUGGGACCCGCCAUCCCAUCUCCUAUGCCUGCUCAGGGGCCCAUUGGAAAGCCACCUCCUGAGCCAGGGGUUCUCUUAGCUCUAUUCCAACAAACUGUGUCCUUAAGGAUCUGGGCACUUGUUUCUUGUGGGGGGUGGGAGGUACACAGCAGCUGUUAGGCGACCUGACUCAGACUCAGACACGGAGGAGUCUUUGAUCCCCAAAGACCAACGAUGAGAAGCAGUGGCCCAGGAAGAUCAAGAGUGGGCUUCUGUUUCCCAAAGCCUGGUGUGGCUGUGGACUGUACAUAUUGGGGGUGGGAGGGGAAGGAGGUUAGAGAGGAGGAACCAUUAAGGACCUGGGCGCUGAGUUUCUGCUCUCUGGUACUAUCUGCUUUAGCAAGAGUUAUUUAAAACAGUUUUACAAGCA